Schistosoma haematobium is the source of this 3476-nucleotide messenger RNA. It is a transcript of the gene RTKN2, whose product is annotated as rhotekin. Gene Ontology annotation, cellular component: actomyosin contractile ring. Gene Ontology annotation, biological process: mitotic cytokinesis; actomyosin contractile ring assembly; septin ring organization. The coding region runs from base 22 to 2688 and encodes 888 amino acids. NCBI's taxonomy places the organism in Eukaryota, Metazoa, Platyhelminthes, Trematoda, Strigeidida, Schistosomatidae. The record is from RefSeq and is a predicted model, not a curated record. The transcript is spliced from 10 exons.
GACCGGUAGCUUGUAGUCAUCAUGGCAAGCUUGUUUAGGAAAGGAACAAUUUCCAAGGACCCUAAAUUACAGCAGGAUUUGGAACGUUAUUAUAAGAUACGAGCUGCUGCCUGUCGAAUUUUGUCGAUCGCUCAGAAUCCACUACAACGUCUUGAUGCAGCUAAAACACUACUUGUCAGUCAUGCACAGCUACUUAGUUGUAUGCGAUUAAUCCAACGUGAAAAGGUUGAAGAUGCCAAGCACGCGAACGGAACGCUUUCCGACACACGACUUAGAGAAGCUUCAAUCCUUAAUGGGACUGUUUUACGAAAAUCGUGUUUCGCAAAGCCAGGCUACGCUCAAUUGUGCUUAUCAGAUAUUCGUAUACCAUUGAUCUGGCGUAAUAUAGCCCCAGGGACUAACAUGCAUUUGACUAUGCAACAGUUAUUUCCAACGUCUAGCAUUGUUAGUGGUUUACUACCAGCUGUUGUUAAUGCUUCUGGAGAUAAUGCGGACUAUUCAGAUAGUGGUGAACAAUGUGAUGGUUAUAGUUUGUUUUGUACAAUCCAAGUUGGUCAUAUAAUUCGAGAUACUCGGCUAAUCUUCGAUAUCAAGCCUGGUACCGCAGAUAUUGAAUUUAAUGAUAAAUGGACGUUUGAUGAUGUGACAUCGGAAUUCGAAUGUGUAAUUGAAAUCUAUGCUUUUCCAAAGGGAGGUUCUAAAAGCAAUUCUUUAUUUUCUAAACGUCGAAUUUUACCUAUCUAUGAGGGAGUAAGAAGAUCAUCAGACCAACAUGUGAAUUCCGACUCAUCCAUCAAUCAAAAUUCAUCUCAAUAUUUUGAUUUAAUUGGACGUUGUGUUGCCACUUUAAAAGAUGUACAAAAUAAAGUUUCUUCACAUACACUAGAAAUGGGUAAUCAACUUGUUUAUUCACGUGAAUGUAAAAAUUCAUCAUCACCUGUUUCUAUUUCUACAACAAUACAUAGGAAUUCUGUAUUUACUGACCAAUCGAAUGAAACAUCAGAAAUAUGUGAUUUACCAUUAUUUGGUAAUAUUUGUUAUCGACUUAUUGCACAACCUCAUUCAACUAAAUUACCAUUAAAGUCUGGAUAUCUGUGGAUUCGUAAAUUAACUCCUUCGCCUAUUCAGACGCCUAUGAUGCUUUAUCGUUGUGAACUUCGAGAUCGUUACCUUUGGGCCACGUUCAUUAAUACAAGUCAUUAUGAAGGUAGUUCACAUGGAUUUUCUUCAUCCGAUCGUAAUAAUCAAGUGUCAAAAUGCGAUAACCAUGAAACUGGUUCUUGUUUUAAUCCAACUGGUGCGAAUUCUGAAGAUUUUAUCCAAAAUCAUAAAAGAUUCAUUGCUCCUAAAGAACAUUCUCAUGAAAAUAAUUUUUUGAAAAAUCCAACAACUUUCUUUCGAACGAUUGAUUUAUCAAGAAACAAUUCGUCUGCACAAAAUGAAUUUGACCAUACUUCAAUUAAUAGUUCAUUGGGUUCUGGAAUCAAUCGUAAUUUAUUGUCAUCAUAUAAUUGUUAUGCUGAUCUAAUUAUACCUAUUCAUACAGAAACGGACUUUCUUGAUUCACAGCUCGUCCUAAGACAAACUGAGCUAAGUGUAUCUCAAAGAACCAAUGAAUCGUCAAACAUCUCUGGGAAUGACUUCAAUAAAUCAAAUGAAUGUAGUAUUCCUUCACCUAAGGAUGAUGGACCGAAUUCCGAUGUCAAGUGCCAUCAUCCAGAUGUAAAUGAUGUCUCUUUAGAUAAGAAACGAGCAUUUUCAGCAAUAGAUGUAUCAUGUUUAUCUAACAGCUCAAGUUCUAAUGAUCAUUCGUACGCCACACAAUCUUUCUUUUCUACAAAUAAACCUGGAUUAUUGAAUUGUCAGUCUGUUGAUAACAUUUUGGAUCUUUCGAAAACUGAACAUGUACAUUUCCGUGACGAAACAAAUAUCCUAGAAUCACAGUUAAACAACCUACGGAGUCAGUCAGAAGCAGCAUCCAUUACAAAGUCUGAUGGUUUAUCUCCAAAUGUGGAAAAGUUUAUGUCUGCUUCUAAAAGCUCAUUGUCUCCAAUAAGAAAAGAUUUUAACAAACCCUUACCUAACCCCGUGGACUCUAGGAAGAGAUAUAAUAGAGUUUCUCGUUCUGUAGAACCUGUGCACAGGAUUUUUCCUAAAGUAACAACUGCUCACAAAAUAGAUACAAGCAGCUUAUUUGAUUUAACUAAAUUUGGAGAACUGCAAUAUUUAACACCGCAUUCGUCUAAAGUUUCUUCAUUUAUUUCAGUUAACGAUUCUAACAAAGAUAACAAAAUUGAAUGUCAUCAACCAUGUGUGUUUUCAUCUCAGCUACUUACAUUUCGUAUUGCUACUUGUCAUUUGGACAGAAAUGUCUCCUCAACUAGACACCAUUUAUCAGAACUACGACAAAACGGUUCCUCUGUUGAAGUAUUCGAAUUCACAGCGACACAAAUGAUGGAGAAUGAUCUAGAUCAGUUAAAUGAAUCAAGCACAAUAUUUAAAAGUGAUGAAGAAGAAACCAUUGCUUGGUUUUCCAUUAUGAAAAAGCAUGUACAGGAACAAGAACUUUGGGGCUCUGAAGCUUUCUCCGAGACUAUUAAUAUCCCUAAAAGUAAAUCAAAUUCUAUUCGAAAUACAAGUGCCCGUCGAUCAGUAGCAAUUCCAUCUGAUAUUUCUUUUCUAACAUAACAUACCAUUACUUUUGUAAUUAAUUAUUCUACUUUCAUUUAUAUAAUUGUGAGAAAACAUAAAUUUACAAGUUAUCUUUUUGAAAAAAAAGAAUUCAUUGUUCAAUGUUUUAUAAUGUUUCUUUUGUCUACUAGAUUCUUUUAUUCAUCUGUUUAUUUAUUUGUUUUUAAUGGUAAAUAGUUAUUUAUUAUAGUCCUUAUGUUGUGUAAAUAAGUAGAAUCUAUGAUUUAGUAAACUAUUUAUUGUAUUCUAUGUUAAUAUUUUUGUUUUGUUAUACCUUAUACUCACAAUUAUCCAUGUUUUCUAUUUGUUUCCAUUUUUUGUAUACAAAGAUCUGGUUUUAGACGUUUGAUUGCUAUUGCUUCGGCAAGUUUCAAAAGGUUUGAAGGUGAUCAACAAACAAUCAAAUUCAAACCUUUUGAAAUUCGCCGAAGCAAUAGCAAUCAAAUGUUUCCAUUUUGUUUUGUAAAUUAACCUUUGGUUCUGCUUUCCUAUUUUAUUUUUUUAAAGAAAAAAUACUAAGUAAUUAUAGAUUAAAAACUAGCCAGAUAAUUGACUAUUCCUAAUUGUUUCGAUUUCUAUAUCAUUUAGUUGAAGUGUAAUUUAUGAAUGGUUAUGUAUGUUCGUGAUUAUGAAAUACAUUAAAAGUGAAAGUAGCUACAUUAAUGUGAUCUUUAUUAAGUCAUGCAGUUUCUAGUUUAUGGUCAUUUACUUCUCUUUUUACAUAGAAGGUAUAUGCGACUAAAGAAUAGUGAUUACAUGAGGUGGUGUUAAAUUUAUAAUCUAAC